Molecule: messenger RNA, 618 nt
Organism: Lachancea meyersii CBS 8951
Lineage: Eukaryota; Fungi; Ascomycota; Saccharomycetes; Saccharomycetales; Saccharomycetaceae
Source: the annotation of a GenBank genome assembly
AUGUCACGUGUAUGUCAGGUCAUUACAUCAGCUUCCGGAAACCUGGUCAAACACACACGCACUCACAUUCACACUUGCACACCCAUUAGCCGCUUCCGAACGGCCCUGUUCGGCAGGCGCGGUCAAUGCACGGGAGUGGUACCACUUUGUGUAGAAUGCAAACCCCUACAGCGAUCCCAAUAUCCCGAAGUAAAAAAAGCGAACAGAAUCGUCUUAAAUGUGCCAAACGAAGCGGGUGGUGCUUCUAACGACGACGGUGUACACACCGAGAAGCAUUCGCAGCGUUGGUACGCGGCGUUUGGAGCACUCACUCAAGUAUGUCCCACCUUGUUAUCGCAGUUGCAGAACAAGAGCCCGUUUGAGUCAAAAAACUCAACUGUGUGCGACAGCGUACAGCUCAACGUACCGCGAAGCGGACGCAACUGGAUGCGCCUUUUUUUCCACACAAAGCACCAAUAUGGUGCGACCCCAUUAGGGAGAGAGUCACACGACAAGGGAGAGAGAGGAGUGGGGGGAAAGACUAAGAAUCGAUUAUACGAUACGAUGGGCCAAGCAUUUAUUACAGAAAAGCAGAAGAACCAGAAGCGGAAGAACCAGAAACGGAAGAAGAAGCACUAG